Molecule: messenger RNA, 390 nt
Organism: Symbiodinium sp. CCMP2592
Lineage: Eukaryota; Dinophyceae; Suessiales; Symbiodiniaceae
Source: the annotation of a GenBank genome assembly
AUGGCUGCGGAGGCCCUGGCCCUCGACACGCCACAGUCACUCAGUCUCUGCGUGUAUGACGGUGUGUACGGUGUACAGCCAAGCAGGGCUCUGCGGCAGCACCUUCCAAAGGGCGCUCGGACUGCCUACGGACCCGCGGCUGGAAGGUUCCCGACUUUCCAGCCCAAGCGCAUCCUCUUCGCAGACUUCGCAGACAACCGACAAGGCUUCUCAGCAAGCCGUGCCUCGGCAAUUGCAGUGUGCCCUGUGGCCCUUGGAGUUGUGGGUCCUCAGCGCAGAUGGAGGCUCUUCCCCUACCCCAGUCUUCCGUGGUCCCAAGUGCUGGGCGGUCGGAGAGUCCGCCUCAACGUUCACAAGUCUCCAUGGCGUUCGGUCAUGGCCCCCACUUGA